UCUUUCUUUAUAUGUUUUGGUCUUCUUAUGGAUUCCGAGGACGAGAUGCACUACUAUGAUUCCGUGGACGAAGAUGACUACGAUGAAUACGAUUACGACAUGGAGGAUGAUGAUGAGCUCUCUCAGCCGUCUAAGAAUAGCUUUAAGGUGUUGAACGAGUCUGAUUUAAAGGAACACCAGGAAGAUGACAUCACUAGUGUAGCUGCUGUGCUUUCUCUAUCAAGAGCUGCCUCAACCCUUGUACUUCUCCACCAUAACUGGAACUUGGACUCGGUUAAGGAGGCCUGGUUUGAUAAUGAAGAUAAAGUCCGAGAAGCUGUUGGCUUGUUACCUGCAUCUAGACUAAUGGUUGUUGAGUCUUGGAACAAGUCGGGAGAAGUCAAGUGUAGGAUCUGUCUUGAAGCCUGCCCUAGUGAGAAGAUGAAGUCGGCUGGCUGUGGUCAUCUUUUUUGCUGUGAGUGCUGGGGAAGCUACAUUGGUAUAUCCACCGCCGACGGUCCGGGGUGUUUGAUGCUGAGAUGUCCGGACCCUGCCUGUCGUGUUGCUAUCGAUGGAGACAUGGUUGCGACAUUCUGCUCCGAGGAGCAUCAAAGCAAGUACUCUUAUUACCUGCGUAGGUCUUAUAUUGAAGCCAGCAAGGACACCAAGUGGUGUCCUGCUCCAGGUUGCGAACAUGCUAUUAGUUAUGAUGGUUAUGAUGGAAACUAUGAUGUUUGUUGCCCCUGCAAAUAUGCAUUUUGCUGGAAUUGUACUGAGGAACCUCACCGGCCUGUGGACUGUAAGACUGUGAAACAAUGGAUUUUGAAGAACAGCUCCGAAGCUGAGAACACGAACUGGAUAUUGGCCAACUCUAAGCCAUGUCCAAAGUGCCAGCGACCGAUUGAGAAAAAUCAAGGGUGUAUGCACAUGAUAUGCACACCGCCUUGUAAGUUUCACUUCUGCUGGCUAUGCCUUGGUCCGUGGUCCAAACAUGGUGAGAGGACAGGUGGUUAUUAUGCAUGUAACAGCUACCAGAAAGCUAAGAAAGAGGGAGCUUACGAUGAGGAGGAGAGAAGGAGAGAGAUGGCUAAGAGUUCUUUGGAGAAAUACACACAUUAUUUUGAGCGCUGGCAGAGCAAUCAAUCCUCGAGGCAGAAAGCUCUUGAGGAUUUACAUCAAAUGCAGACUGUGAACAUGGACAAGAUGAGAGAGAAUCAGGGCAUAGGCGAGGGUGUUGCCCAGUUUUUAGUGAAGGCUUGGCAACAGAUUGUUGAAUGUAGGAGAGUGCUGAAAUGGACUUAUGCGUAUGGGUACUACCUACCUGACCAUGACACUGCUAAGAAGCAACUUUUUGAGUACUUGCAGGGUGAGGCAGAAUCUGGCUUGGAAAGGCUUCAUCAAUGUGCCGAGAAGGAGCUACAGCCGUUCCUCGAGGAAGAUGGCCCGUCCAAAGACUUCAACGACUACCAAACAAAGCUAGCUGGAUUGACUGCCGUGACUAAAAACUACUUCGAGAAUCUGGUAAGGGCAUUAGAAAAUGGCUUAUCAGAUGUGGAGUCUCAGCAAUCUAGCAGUGCGGCAAAAGGUAGAAAAAAGAGGAAUGCGGAAACGGAAAUAGACAAGGAAGCGGAAACGGAAAUAGGCAAGGAUAUGUAA
Messenger RNA from Rosa chinensis, 1635 nucleotides. RefSeq names its product probable E3 ubiquitin-protein ligase ARI8. Gene Ontology annotation, biological process: protein polyubiquitination; positive regulation of proteasomal ubiquitin-dependent protein catabolic process; ubiquitin-dependent protein catabolic process. Gene Ontology annotation, cellular component: cytoplasm; ubiquitin ligase complex. The coding region runs from base 28 to 1635 and encodes 535 amino acids. NCBI's taxonomy places the organism in Eukaryota, Viridiplantae, Streptophyta, Magnoliopsida, Rosales, Rosaceae. The record is from RefSeq and is a predicted model, not a curated record. Gene Ontology annotation, molecular function: ubiquitin protein ligase activity; ubiquitin conjugating enzyme binding; zinc ion binding. The transcript has a single exon.